Molecule: messenger RNA, 2047 nt
Organism: Hordeum vulgare subsp. vulgare (domesticated barley)
Lineage: Eukaryota; Viridiplantae; Streptophyta; Magnoliopsida; Poales; Poaceae
Product: fructan 6-exohydrolase-like
Exons: 6
Coding region: 67-1845 (592 amino acids)
Biological process (GO): carbohydrate metabolic process
Molecular function (GO): hydrolase activity, hydrolyzing O-glycosyl compounds
Source: RefSeq, a predicted model, not a curated record
GAGGGGGAGAGCAACCACCGGUCCAACUUGCUUGCCGCGCUCUCAUCCUCCCCGCAGUGGGUGGCAAUGGCCAGGCUCCCUCUCGCCGCGUGCAUCGUCGCCUUCCACCUCUGCCUUCUCCUCUUGCCGUCCUCUUCACUUCGCCGGCUCUCCGAAGCGGAGAGCUCGCUAGUCCGCCAUGGCGUGGGCAUCAGGCCCGCCUACCACUUCAUGCCCGCCAAGAACUGGCAGAACGAUCCGAAUGGUCCGAUGUACCACAACGGCGUAUACCACAUGUUCUACCAGUACAAUCCGCUGGGCGCAAUGUGGAGUCCCGGCAACCUCUCAUGGGGUCACUCCGUCUCACGCGACCUCGUCAACUGGGACGCCCUCGACACCGCGCUCGACCCCACCGCCCCCUUCGACUCCGACGGCUGCUGGUCAGGCUCCGCCACCAUCCUCCCCGGCGGCAUCCCGGCCCUGCUCUACACCGGCCGCAUCAACGCCACCAAUAAGGAGGUGCAGGUGCAGAACGUCGCCUUCCCCAAGAACCCUGCCGACCCGCUGCUCCGCGAGUGGGUCAAGCCCGCCUACAACCCCGUCAUACCGCUCCCGGCCGACGUCCCCGGAGACAAGUUCCGCGACCCUACCACGGCCUGGGUAGGCCGCGACGGCCUAUGGCGCAUCGCCGUCGCGGCCAAGGUCGGCGGCAUCAACGGCAUUGCCUCCACGCUCAUCUACCGGAGUAAGGACUUCCGGCAAUGGAAGCGGAACGCCAUGCCGUUGUACACGUCGCGUGCUGCGGGCAUGGUCGAAUGCCCGGACCUGUUCCCGGUGGCGGAGCCUGGCGUGGAGGAGGGGCGACUCGGAACAGCGAGCGGCGCUGUGCCUGUGAGGCACGUGCUGAAGCUGAGCGUGAUGAACACGACCGUGGAUUACUACGCGGUCGGGAGGUACGACGAUGUGGCGGACACCUUCGUGCCGGAGGUGGACGGCGAGCGCAGCGUCGACGACUGCCGGACCUGGCGCCGGUUCGACUACGGGCACGUCUACGCGUCCAAGUCCUUCUUUGACUCGCGCAAGAACCGGCGGGUGCUAUGGUCGUGGGCCAGUGAGUCCGACAACUCGAAUGACGACCUCGCCAGGGGUUGGUCCGGCGUUCAGACAGUUCCGAGGAAGGUAUGGCUGGACGGAGAUGGCAAGCAGCUACGACAGUGGCCAAUCGAGGAGAUCGAGAGGUUGAGGAGCAAACGAGUCGUCGGCAUGCUCGGAGCGCAGGUGAACGCCGGCGGCGUGAACAAGAUCGUUGGUGUGGGCGCGCAGGCUGACGUGGAGGCCAUCUUCGAGAUCCCGUCCCUGGAAGAGGCCGAGACCUUCCAACCCAACUGGCUGCUGGAACCCCAGAACUUAUGCGCGGAGAAGGGCGCGUCCGUGCCGGGCGGGGUCGGCCCAUUCGGGCUGCUCGUCAUGGCCUCCGGUGACUUGCAGGAGCACACGGCCAUAUUCUUCAGAGUCUUCAGGCACGACCAAAAGUACAAAGUUCUCAUGUGCACCGACCUCACAAGAUCGAGUGGGAGAGACAAGGUGUACAAGUCUCCGUAUGGAGGGUUUGUGGACAUAGACAUCGAGCAGCACGGGAGGAGCAUAUCCCUUAGAACAUUGAUCGACCAUUCAGUGGUGGAGAGCUUUGGAGGCGGGGGGAGGACGUGCAUCACCGCACGGGUGUACCCUCAGCACGCCGAAAACAAAAAUAGCCAUGUAUUCGUGUUCAAUAACGGGACCGGCCUCGUGAAGGUGUCCAAACUCGAAGCAUGGAGGCUCGCCACGGCUGCUGUAAACGUUGUGCAUGGCGGGCGGCUUCCUUAAUACUCCUCAUGGAGUACUAUGUAGAAGUGAGGCUCGAAAUCAUGACUGACUAGACCACCACCUCAUGGUGCGAGCUAGUAUAACCCAUGUCAUUUGUCCCUGAAAAGUAAGGGGUUAUUGUAGCAGUUUUGAAUUUUCAAUGUGAAAAUAACGAGUGUCAAACACUUGGGGAGCUUCCAUUUGCUAUAAAACCUUUCAUGCA